AUGUUGGGGUUAUCUUCUUUAAAGCUCACUGUUGAACAAGAACUCAUCCAUGGAGUUUCUGCCACCAAUGAUCACAACAACACAAUAAGAACAGGAACACUAUGGAGUACAGUUGCUUACAUCAUCACUGCAGCGUUGCUAUGUGGUUGGCUUCAGUUUCUUAACUUCUUUGGGACUGGUGUUGCUUAUGUGGUUACAACCUCAACUUGUAUGAUAGCAAUUCAGAAAUCAAAUUGUUACCAUAAAGAAGGGCAGGAGGCUACAUAUCAGGUCGUCUUUGAUAAGGUUGCUGAAAUCAACGCAUCUAAAGAGUCUUGGAACAUACGUGUUAAAGUCGUCAUGCUUUGGAAGCCGACCUAUAUAAACAAUCCUAAUAUGGUCGCAAGCCUGGACAUGAUUUUAAUUGACCAGGAGGGAAGUAGAAUUCAAGCAACAAUAAAAAAAAUCUUAUUCCUGUAUUUGAAUCCCUAUUCGAUGAAGGAGCUGUCCGGGAGAUCAGUAACUUCGCUAUGGCUAGCAAUGAAAGCGAAUACAUGCUUGUCCCUCAUAAACAUAAAAUCAAUUUCUACAAAACCACAAAAGAACUUUGACACUCGUGUUGCAUUUGAUUUUCUAGGUGAAGUUGUGUCAACUGAUCCCAUGCGAGUCAUUGUUGAGUAUGGAAGAGAGAAAAGGUUAAUGAAUCUGGUUGCUCAGGAUUUAAGUGGUACGAGAAUUGCAGUCGCUUUGUGGGGCAGUUUUGCAAUGAAGCUGAAUACUUACAUUUCACAACAUAAUAAUGACACUGCUCCUGUUAUUAUCCUGCUACGUUUGGCCAAACUCAAAAUUUGGGGUGGUCAGCCUCAAGUUGGUAAUUGUUUGUUUGGGUCUAGAUUGCAUAUAAAUGAUGACAUGCCUCAGAUUUUGGAGUUCAAAUCAAAUCUUAAUGCUUUGGAUACGAAUGUUGAGUCUUCUAGCCGUACAUCCCAGCUCAACUCAGAUACCGUUGUGGCUAAUCCAGAGGAUUACUACCUCCGUUUUCAGAUAAAAAACAUUGAUGAAAUUCCUGAUUUUAAUGAGGAAGUUGGUUUAACCAUUAUCGCUACUAUCAUUGGUUUUGAUAUGGAUGAUGGUUGGUAUUCAUUUUAUUGCCGUGAUUGUUCUAAAAAGGUUACUAAAAAUGAUGAUGAUGUUGAUGCUGGCCCUUUUCACUGUGAUGGUUGUGGAUUUGUCUCGGAUGUAUUUGGAAAGAUUAGGAUAGUAGUUCGUGUGCAAGAUGAAAGUGGCUCUUCUUCGUUUGUAUUGUUUGAGCGUCAUGUAAAAGAUCUUAUUCAUCGUGGAAACCAAUGGUUGAUGGACAAAAUAGCUAAGGAUCAAGGGCGACAACAGAUACCUGAUGAGUUCAAAAUUCUUCUAAAUAAGAAGUUUGUCUUCAAAGUUCAGAUUUCCAUGUUCAAUCUGCAGAACAACUAUCGUGCUUACACUGUGCAUAAGUUAACCGAUGAUGAAAGGGUUCUUGCUGAGGUGACAAAACGGUCACCAAAUCAUCAACAUGAUAAUAUAAAUGAUAAUGGUACUCCUAUUAACAAGUCAAAUAAGGAAAAUACUAAUUCUGUGCAUGAUGACAAUCUUGAUGUUGUUGACCUUGAAGCUGUAACACCAUCAUCGAGUACGGGGAAGCGCCCUAUUGAGAUUGAUGCCAACGCUGACUCUUUGGAGUGGUCUUCUUCAAAAACUUGUGUUGUACGGGAUACCUUGAAGAUCCCAAAGUUGGAAAAGUUGGACUAAUAUCAAGCCGCCCAUCAAAAUUUUACAUAUCAUCUUCGAUAUGUUUAUAGACAUUUUCUUUUUAAUCUUUUGUGUGUCGCAUAUUUAAUUCUCUGUUUAUUGAUCUUUUGGUUGUUUUUAAAAUUUUAUUGAGUUUUUAUUUGGUGUGUACACAAUGAUACAAUUGGAGGUUAUGACAAUUUCAAGUUAUUGAACUCUUUUGAUUUAAUGC
Messenger RNA from Lactuca virosa, 1978 nucleotides. NCBI's taxonomy places the organism in Eukaryota, Viridiplantae, Streptophyta, Magnoliopsida, Asterales, Asteraceae. The record is from the annotation of a GenBank genome assembly.